UUUUCCAAGUGAAAAUGACAAGAGCAGAUAGUGGCCGUUCAUAAUUACGAUCGUCAUCACAAGUAGUGAGUAAAACUAGUACUAUAAUACAAGAAACCAUAUGUUACAAGAAGAGCUAGAGAGAGAGAGAGCACGCAUGCAUUACUAGAGAGAGGUCUCUAGAAGAAGGUGACUUGGGAGACUGAUGGCGGGGGGAAAUGUAAGUGUGAGAGGUAGGAGAAGAGAACUAGAUGUGUCCGAAGAAAAUGAAGCGAAUACUACACCGAAACGAAGGAAGCUGGAAGUAGAUGUAGAAUCUAGGAUUGUCUUUUCUCCGUGUGUACAGUCAACGAGUCGUGGUGGAACCGUGGUGAGAAACUCGGCUGGUGCGUCGGAGACAAGCGUCGUUAUUGUUCGAAGGAGAGAAUCUCCCGUCGACGAACAGUGUCAGAUUCCUAGCUCGGUUUCUUGCUGUUCAAGUAAUGGAUCCGAAGAGAAAACGAAACGGAGGAUAGAGUUUGUAGAUCUUGAGGAAGAUGACGAUGGUGAUCUUGAUCAAACCGUAACAUCGUGGAUUUAUGAUAACUUCAACAACACGAGGAGAGAUAUGCAACACGAGGAUUCGACGGCUAUGGAGGUCCAAGAGGUCGAGUGUCGCCGUCGGUUAAAGAUGAAGAAGAGCCGUGAGACGGUGAAGGAAGCCGAGCUGGAAGAUUUUUUUCAGGCGGCGGAGAAAGAUGUCAGGAAUAAUAAGAUGUUGGAAUGUUCUUGGAAGUAUAAUUUCGAUUUUAAGAAAGAUGAGCCACUUGGUGGACGGUACGAGUGGGUAAAGUUGAAUCCAUGAAGAUGAAGACGAUAAUCGCUCCCCUUUCUCUUCAUAAUAAUGUAACUUAUAGAAUGUAAUGUAUUAAUCUUUCUUACCCAAACAAUGUAAAUAUCUCUCAAAUAAUCAGUAACAUGUAAUCCAGAAACUCCUACUUUCAUUUGUAUGCGUAGUAGUUAAUUAGAUCCAUGUUGUUUCUCGGUUAAUCAAUAUGUUAUUUGUGUCCA
Molecule: messenger RNA, 1029 nt
Organism: Brassica napus (rape)
Lineage: Eukaryota; Viridiplantae; Streptophyta; Magnoliopsida; Brassicales; Brassicaceae
Product: cyclin-dependent kinase inhibitor 2
Exons: 4
Coding region: 185-823 (212 amino acids)
Biological process (GO): negative regulation of cyclin-dependent protein serine/threonine kinase activity
Cellular component (GO): nucleus
Molecular function (GO): cyclin-dependent protein serine/threonine kinase inhibitor activity
Source: RefSeq, a predicted model, not a curated record